This is a messenger RNA of Erigeron canadensis, 1218 nucleotides long. Its product is annotated as IST1-like protein. The transcript has 6 exons. Bases 110 to 1039 code for a protein of 309 amino acids. The record is from RefSeq and is a predicted model, not a curated record. Gene Ontology annotation, biological process: protein transport. NCBI's taxonomy places the organism in Eukaryota, Viridiplantae, Streptophyta, Magnoliopsida, Asterales, Asteraceae.
AAACAGACAAACUAUCAAAACGGAGCUGAACUACCAUCCUGUUUGCUUAAGAUCUGCAACACUUUCGCCACCCACCACCUCCGGAGCCACCGUACAUUCGCCGCCAUCGAUGUCGAUCUUGAACCAAAUCUUCAAUAGAGGCCUAAUUGGCCCAAAAUGUAAAACAAGCCUAACAUUGGCGAUUUCACGGAUUAAGUUGCUUCAAAAUAAGAGAGAUACGCAGUUGAAGCAAAUGCGCAAGGAAAUCGCUCAGUUUCUUCAAUCUGGGCAAGAGCCUAUUGCAAGGAUACGAGUAGAGCAUAUUAUAAGAGAACAAAACAUAUGGGCUGCAUAUGAGGUCUUGGAGAUGUUUUGUGAGUUCGUUCUUGCACGAGUUCCUAUUAUCGAAAGCCAGAGAGAAUGUCCAUUGGAGUUAAAAGAGGCCGUCGCAAGCAUAAUCUUUGCUGCUCCCAGAUGCUCGGAUUUACCUGAUUUGUUAACUGUUCGAAAUUUGUUUGGCACAAAGUAUGGAAAGGAAUUCAUAUCAGCUGCCUCUGAGGCUCGCCCUGAUACUGGCGUCAACCGUACAAUAAUUGAGAAACUUUCUGUCUAUGCUCCCUCUGGUGAGAUGAAGCUAAAUACGUUGAAAGAAAUUGCACAUGAAUACAAUGUUUUUUGGGAUUCUUCUAAAACUGAAGCUGAAUUCAAGAAAAUGCCCGAGGAUCUUCUGAAUGGACCAAAGCAAAUAUCAACUGUUAGUGCACAAAUCCCAGUGAGUCAUAAAGAAUCUCCCAAAGCUGCACAUCACCCACCAUCAAUUGGCAGCCCACAGGGACCCGUCCAGCCCCUUCAACCUCCCAAGACUACUGCAACCAUGAGUCCUACUAAAGCCCUAAAAUCAUCAGCAGAAAGUCAACAGGGAAAGCCGGUUUCAUCAGAGUCACUCGAUGUCUUAGAGAGAGCCCGGGCUGCAAUGGCUGCUGCAGAUCGUGCAUCAGUAGCUGCUCGUGCUGCUGCUCAAUUGGUUAACUCCAAUGUUCAGUUGAUGACACUAGAAUAGUAUAUAACCAAUUCUACAUGAACUUAUGAUCACAAACUGUGAAAUCUCUUUUUUAGUUGUGUGGAGUGCAUGUCUUAGGAGGUAGUUUGUGAUGAAAAAUGCUUGAGCAUCCUGAAUUUGGUAAUAUUGUGUAAAUUUGACUUGUUUUUACAGAUAUAGAUAAUAGUUUUUUGUGUGAA